AAAGCAAGAAAAUUUGCAUUUUGGAAGACACACAUUGAUCACUUGAUAUUACUUCAGAAGGAAACCAAGCUGAAGAUUUUAAUUUACAGCCCACAGGUGACAUAGCUUCCUGGUCGUUAUGGCAACUCUGCAGGAAAAGUUAAUGCAAAAGGUUGGCGAGGAGGGAACACGAUCCCAUACGAAAGUGACUAUUGUAGGCGUAGGACAAGUAGGGAUGGCAUGUGCUUACAGCAUUAUGCAGCAGGGUAUUUGCCGUGAAAUUGCACUGAUUGACAUGAUCGAGGACAAGUUGAAAGGAGAAAUGCUGGACUUACAGCAUUGUCAGCGCUUUGUCAAGAACGUUAGCAUCAAGGCGAGCACUGACUAUUCCGUUAGCAAGAAUUCCAACUUGUGCAUUGUGACCGCGGGCUCUCGCCAGAAAGAGGGUGAAAGUAGAAGGGACCUGGUGCAGAGAAAUGUAAACAUUUUCAAAGGAAUUAUUCCACAACUGGUGAAACACAGUCCAAAUACAAUUCUGAUGAUUGUUUCUAACCCAGUGGACAUUCUAACCUAUGUGGCAUGGAAAAUCAGCGGUCUUCCCCAUGAGCACGUGAUAGGAAGUGGAACGAACCUGGACACAGCUCGGUUUCAUUUUCUGAUCAGUGAGAAACUCAACAUCGCACCAAACAAUGUGCAUGGCUGGAUCAUUGGCGAGCAUGGUGACGCUAGUGUGCCCGUAUGGAGUGGUGUCAACAUAGCAGGAGUGAACCUCAAGGAUCUUAACCCAGAGAUAGGGGCUGAAAAUGAUCCUGAAAAUUGGGGUGAGGUAUACAAGAAGGUUGUUAACAGCGCCUAUGAGAUGAUCAAACUGAAAGGUUACACAUCCUGGGCCAUCGGAAUGAGUGUCGCCACCAUGACCCAGGCGUUGCUUAGAAACCAGAAGAACGUCUAUGCUAUAUCUACCCUUGCCAAGGGUUUUCACGGAAUUGAAGAAGACGUAUUUCUCAGUCUUCCCUGCGUGCUUGGUUCCCAUGGCGUCAUGUACGUCAUCAGACAGACAUUAGAUGAAAGCGAGGCUAAACAACUGCAGCACUGCGCACGAACCAUGCACGAGAUUCAGGAGUCUCUUGAGUUUUAAGCGUAGAGCGGAAGUUAACGAUGUCUUGAUGGCAAGUUCCAUUUAGAAGGUGACAGAGUCGUUGUGUGUGUAUCACAACUGUGUUAUCCAAAGACAAAAAUAGUUUACAGUGCGACUACUCGAACCGGGCCACUUGGAAAAGAGUUAACCAAUCAGAACGUCACUUGAGAAUAAAGGAAAGCGAUCUUUUUCUCAAAUAAACCAAUAACUUUGAAGAGUACGAACAUUGGUUCUUAACAAAAUUGAAAACCCAACGAAGUACGAAGUGUUGCCAACCUCUCAGGAAAUUUGUUGAUUGGCUAGUUUUGAUCCUAAAGUUUGUCCGCCUUUCAACGGUUUCGGUUUAGUUGCCGAAAAAUGAGUUAUCAAGCUAAGUUUUUCGAGCGAAAUUUAUAAGGACUGAAUCUCUGAGAGUGUAUAUGACGCAGAGGAGUCGAUAGUACUUAUGUAUUCAUGUCAAACAGACCGUUAUUACUUGUCGACACGAAAAGGGUACCACGGAUCUCAGUUUACGUUUGGUUAGUUUCCCUCCAGGUGGACCGGUUCGAGAAGUCUCACUGUAAAACCGCUCAAGUUGUUUCCGAUCCUCAGGUGUUUAUAGCUAAGAUUAUGUUAAGUUAAAAAAACUGUAACAAAGUAGUCAGUUGCAACUAUGGCAAUAAACACGAGUUAUAAAAGUA
This is a messenger RNA of Orbicella faveolata, 1797 nucleotides long. Its product is annotated as L-lactate dehydrogenase-like. The record is from RefSeq and is a predicted model, not a curated record. Gene Ontology annotation, cellular component: cytoplasm. Gene Ontology annotation, biological process: pyruvate metabolic process; lactate metabolic process. Gene Ontology annotation, molecular function: L-lactate dehydrogenase (NAD+) activity. NCBI's taxonomy places the organism in Eukaryota, Metazoa, Cnidaria, Anthozoa, Scleractinia, Merulinidae.